AUAAAAAACCCGACUGUUUGCGCUACUCUUCGUCUUAGUUUGGAGACAAAGCCAAUUGCCAUAACACAAACAAAACCAUCAACGCCGGGAAAGUUUGAAAGAAACGCUUCGAUAUCUGUCGUUUUGGGUCAUGGGAAUUGAGUUCCAGGGCGUCAAGGGAAUCGCCGUUGGGUGGGCCGUGACGGCGAAGCCAUGCGACACCUGCAAAUCGGCCGCCGCGGCGCUUUUCUGCAGGGUUGACUCGGCUUUCCUUUGCCUCGCAUGUGAUUCUCGAAUCCAUAGCCUCAACAAGCUGGCAUCGCGCCAUGAGCGGGUCUGGAUGUGCGAGGUGUGCGAGCAAGCCCCAGCUGCGGUCACUUGCAAGGCCGAUGCCGCUGCUCUCUGCGUCAUCUGCGACGCCGAUAUCCACUCUGCUAACCCUCUCGCUCGCCGCCAUGAGCGGGUCCCAGUUGAACCUUUCUUCGACGCAGCUGAGUCCGUCAUCAAGUCCACUCCUUCCACUUUCCUCAUGCGCACUGAUAAUGUUACCGGUGAUUAUGCUGGAGCAUGCCAACACGAAGACGUGGAGGUGGGUUCUUGGCUGCUUCCAAAUUAUAACCUGGGGAAUUCAAAAUUCAACAUGGAAACCGAUUCUUGCGUCGAUAUGAAAUCUGGGGAUUUGGUAUUUCCAGACAUGGAUCCUUUUCUCGAUUUCGAUUAUCACAAUUCGUUUCCACAGCAUCGUAGUAGCGCCGCAACUGAUGGCGUGGCGCCAGUUCAGACAAAACCUACGCCAGUCCCGGUGAUUAAUAAUGAGAAUUUUUUCGAUAUUGAAUUCUGUAGAUCAAAGCUCUCAUCGUUCAACAACCAAAAUCAGUCUCUUAGCCAAAGCGUUUCCUCGUCGUCGCUCGACUUCGGAGUUGUUCCCGACGGGAAUUCCGUGUCCGAUAUAUCAUACAAUUUCGGCCGAAACAUGAGCGAUCCAAGCGUGCCGGUCUCGUGCAUUAACGCGGCCACGACUGCCAGCCAAGCGACUCAGCUGUGCGGAAUCGAUCGAGAAGCGAGAGUGUUGAGGUACAGAGAGAAGAGGAAGAACCGGAAGUUCGAGAAGACGAUUCGCUACGCUUCCCGUAAAGCCUACGCGGAGUCCCGACCCAGAAUCAAGGGCCGAUUCGCCAAAAGAACCGAAGCGGAAACCGAUCUUGAAUCCAACUAUGACUCUGCUUCGUCCACAGCUUUCAUGGCCGAUACUCCAUACGGCGUCGUACCUUCGUUUUGACUUGUACCGUAGAAAAAGAAAGGUUGCAGUAAUUUUCUACCAUCCUGAUCUUGUACCUCUCUCCCCACUAUAUUCAAUUUUAGCAACCGGGAGAGUCGUACGGUGCCGUUUUAGUCGUAAUAAUCUCUUUUGUUAUCCUACUGUAAAAUAUUUUGUUGGUGAGGAAAA
Messenger RNA from Carica papaya (papaya), 1426 nucleotides. It is a transcript of the gene COL5, whose product is annotated as CONSTANS-like 5. Gene Ontology annotation, molecular function: zinc ion binding; protein binding; DNA-binding transcription factor activity. Gene Ontology annotation, cellular component: nucleus. Lineage: Eukaryota; Viridiplantae; Streptophyta; Magnoliopsida; Brassicales; Caricaceae. Gene Ontology annotation, biological process: regulation of flower development. The record is from RefSeq and is a predicted model, not a curated record.